This is a messenger RNA of Durotheca rogersii, 1460 nucleotides long. RefSeq names its product glucosamine-6-phosphate deaminase. Gene Ontology annotation, molecular function: glucosamine-6-phosphate deaminase activity; identical protein binding. Lineage: Eukaryota; Fungi; Ascomycota; Sordariomycetes; Xylariales; Xylariaceae. Bases 165 to 983 code for a protein of 272 amino acids. Gene Ontology annotation, biological process: D-glucosamine catabolic process; carbohydrate metabolic process; N-acetylneuraminate catabolic process. The record is from RefSeq and is a predicted model, not a curated record. Gene Ontology annotation, cellular component: cytoplasm. The transcript is spliced from 2 exons.
AAAUGUGGUCACUUUCAACAUGGUACGGCGUAGUGUUGUCUUUUUCUCUCCCUCUCUACCUCUUCCUUCUCUGUGUGUGUAUUGGCACGGGAAUAGCGUUAAUAUCAGAGUAGGACGAAUAUGUUGGCAUCCCUCGAGACCAUCCCGAGAGCUAUCACUCCUUCAUGUGGAGGCAUUUCUUCUCCCACGUCAACGUGAACCCAAACAAUGUCCACAUUCUCAAUGGAAACGCCGAGAAUCUUGAGGCUGAAUGCGUCGAGUAUGAGGUCAAGAUCAAGCGUGCCGGAGGCAUCGACUUGUUCCUGGGCGGGAUCGGCGAAGACGGCCAUCUCGCCUUCAACGAACCCGGCUCCAGCCUCGCCUCGAGGACCCGCGUAAAGACCCUGGCCUACGAUACGAUCCUGGCCAACUCCCGGUUCUUCGGCAACGAAAUUGACAAGGUCCCCAAGAUGGCCUUGACGGUUGGCGUCCAGACCGUCCUCGAGGCGAGGGAAAUCGUCAUCAUCAUCCUCGGCGCCCGCAAGGCGCUCGCUCUACAGAAAUGCAUCGAGCAAGGCGUCAAUCACAUGUGGACGCUUUCGAGCCUCCAACUACACCCCCACCCGAUGAUAGUGUGUGAUGAGGAUGCAACCCUCGAGCUGCAGGUGAAGACGGUCAAGUACUUCAAGAGCAUCGAGCAGGUUGCCAAGCAACAAGGCUUCGAGCAGAUCCUACCCUCGCGCAUCCGAACCGGGCCAAAGCCGGCGCCGAUACCGAGAACGGUGAUCAACGAGGUGCAGUCUCCCACCAUCCUAGCGCCGCAGCCCAUGACGUCCCGCCUAUUACUGGCGACGCCGGCCACUGAAUACCCGAUCCGGUCGGUAUCUCCGGACCUAAUCCCGGAUCGGAUGGCGGAUCGAGUCAAGGGGAUACCCGACAUCUCGAGGCGACUGACCCCGCAACCAGAGCAUCAACAGCACCGGGUGGCCAGCGUUGGGGCGUGAAAAAGCCCUUUUGGGCAACUCCCGGUAUCAGGUAGGCUUAGAUGGGCUGUGUGAUUUCCUUCGUCUCAGGCAGGGUCAACCGGACGUCUAGACGCUCUAAGGGUUGAAUUGAGAGAGCCAACCGGAUACUUACUCGUUACUCGGCGGUUAGAAGAUUAACAGCGAUAUUAUGCGGGGGUAGUCACCUGCUGCGGGAUUACAUCUUAGGGAGAUAGAGACUAGGCCGACAUCUCUCGUUCUUUGGGUCGGGUGGCUCUGUAUGCUUAUUUUCGUCGACGAUAGUAAGAUAGCGAUCACCAUGAAGAAAGGGGUGUGUAAGUAUGCGUGUAUGUAUAGACAGUCGGGUCUCACCAGGUCAUUAGAUACCUCUUUUAUUUAGAUACCCAAAUAUAUACAUAUCAUACUAUUCAUUUGCGUUGUCUCUGUGUUUUCCGUUACUCGUAUUUUGUACGCUCCUGUAUCCUUUCUGCGGUGCAU